This is a messenger RNA of Polyodon spathula (Mississippi paddlefish), 1349 nucleotides long. Its product is annotated as armadillo-like helical domain-containing protein 4. The coding region runs from base 448 to 1107 and encodes 219 amino acids. The transcript has 7 exons. The record is from RefSeq and is a predicted model, not a curated record. Lineage: Eukaryota; Metazoa; Chordata; Actinopteri; Acipenseriformes; Polyodontidae.
GAGAUCUCAUCACAGUCACCUGACUCUGUACCCCCUGAAGAGAUCUUAUCACAGUCACCUGACUCUGUACCCCCUGAAGAGAUCUUAUCACAGUCACCUGCCUCUGUACCCCCUGAAGAGAUCUCAUCACAGUCACCUGACUCUGUACCCCCUGAAGAGAUCUCAUCACCGUCACCUGACUCUGUACCCCCUGAAGAGAUCUCAUCACCGUCACCUGACUCUGUACCCCCUGAGGAGAUCUCAUCACAGUCAGCUGCCUCUGUACCCCCUGAGGAGAUCUUAUCACAGUCAGCUGCCUCUGUACCCCCUGAAGAGAUCUCAUCACAGUCAGCUGCCUCUGUACCCCCUGAGGGAGCUCCACUGGGUCCAGGCUGGCCAGACUCUGCAGACGAUCUAGACGAAGUCCCUCCCCUUCUCUCCGAAACCCCGCCUCCCGGAAUCUUUAAUAUGUCAGAAACCCCGCCCCCCGGAACCUUUAAAAGUUCAGAAAAGGUGCCUCAUGGAAUGUUCAGAAAUCCCAAAACCACAGAAUCUGGAACAUUUGGAAAUCCCAAAACCCCGCCCUCCAGAAUCUACACAUCAGCAACCCCGCCCCUGACAACCGGACUGCCCCCGACUUCUGUCACUAUGGCAACCAGCCUGAUGUGGCCACCCGCCGAGGCUGGGCUGGAUGAUCUGGAAAAACUGGAGUCUGAAGAGGAGCACGAAGAUAAUAUCGAUGAGGAUGAAGAUGAGGAGGAGGAAGAGGAGGAGAAGGAGGAGUCCCCGGACUCUGAUGAAGCUGAGAGCGUCCCUCCUCUCGCUCGGGAGCCACAGAGAGACGGUCGCCAAGAGGCUCACCCGUGUUUGGCACCACGAAACCAGGGGCUGGUGAGAAGCUGGGUGGAGACAGUUCGAGAUAAGGCUGGCUAUGUCUUGGGGAUGCUGGCUCCAGUGGGGAUCGGUAUCGUUGGAGCUCUGUUCAUCCUCGGCGCUCUCUACAGCAUCAAGAUUAUGCACCGCAAGAGGAGGAGUGGCUUCAAGAGGCAGCGACGGAAGCACGGGGAGAUGAGCAACAGGCAGGACCGCGUGAUGCUAUUGGCCGACAGCUCAGAGGACGAGUUCUAAUCCCUCCCACAACCCCGCCCCCUCCAGCAAUAAGCACCUCCCCAUGUCUUGUCAGUGCCCCACCCCCUCGGAGGCAGCUCUCGUCUUCAUGACAUCAUCGAGAGAGCGCUGUGUUCAUCUUCACAAGAUACUGCAAUCCCUCCUUCCUCUCAAACUGGGGUCAGAGAGAGGGAGGAAGGAGACAAAGAGAGGAGUGAGACUGAACUAGGGAUGAGAGGUGGGAGUGAGACAGAGAAUGAGGG